AUGAUAACAAAUAGAUUAGUAAAGAAUAGUUUAUUAGUUGGACACAAAGUUCUAAGAAGUAGAAGUAGUCUUGGUCUUGGUGCCUUGAUCACUCCAAGGUCAUGCUUCAACAACACCAACAACAUCAACAACAUUAACAAGAGCAUGUUGUUGACCAAUACACCAUCAACAUCAUCAUCAUCAUCAUCAUUACUUGGUUAUUGUACAGCAACAGCAAAGACAACAUCAUCAUCGUUGGGCGACAAAAUGUUAUCGAUAACAAGAGACUCAAAAUACGCAUCAUUGACAGAGAAGGAUGUUGAGGAGUUUAGAAGAAUGUUGGGUGAUACAGCCGUGAUCAAUGGAAAGGAAGACCUCGAUGGCUAUAAUACAGACUUUAUGAACCAGUUCAAGGGCUCAAGUCAAUUGGUGUUGAGACCAAAGUCCACUGAACAAGUGUCAAGCAUCCUGCGCUACUGCAAUGAGCGCCGACUGGCUGUCGUACCACAGGGCGGCAACACUGGUUUGGUCGGUGGCAGCGUACCAAUGUACGACGAGAUCAUUCUCAGCCUCUCAUCAAUGAACAAUAUCCUGGCCUUUGACGAGGUGUCUGGCGUGAUCACAUGCGAGGCCGGUUGUGUGUUGCAGACUCUGGAGGAGUACCUUCACCCCAAGGGCUACACGAUCCCCUUGGACCUUGGAUCAAAGGGCAGUUGCCACAUUGGAGGUAACGCCGCGACCAAUGCCGGAGGCAUCCGUCUGUUGCGCUAUGGCUCACUGCAUGGCAACGUGAUGGGCGCUGAGGUGGUGCUGGCCAAUGGUACCGUCAUCGACCUCAUGAACACAUUGCGCAAGGACAACACUGGAUAUGACAUGAAGCAGCUGUUCAUUGGCUCAGAAGGCACUCUUGGUGUGAUCACAAAGUUGGCCAUCCUUACACCGGCCAAGCCUACAAGCGUCAACGUUGCAUUGCUAUCAUGCUCCUCAUUCGAACAGGUCAAACAGUUGUUGGUGGAGGCAAAGAAGAUGCUCGGUGACAUCUUGUCUGCAUUCGAGUUCAUGGACCGACCUUGCAUCGACCUUGUUCUGGCACAUCACGAGCAUAGCCACGAACCAUUUGACAACAAGUCACCCUUCUACGUUCUCAUCGAGACCUCUGGCUCCAACGAGACUCACGACAUGGAGAAGAUCAACAACUUCCUCGAGGACAUCAUGAACAGAGAGCUUGUGAUCGAUGGUUCAUUGGCCAGCGAUUCAAAGAAUGUCUCACAGUUCUGGACUCUGCGAGAGGGCAUUACAGAGUCAUUGGGCAAGGCUGGCGCUGUGUACAAGUACGACCUGUCAUUACCAAUCGAUAACUUCUAUGCUAUUGUGGAACAGAUGCGCGAUCGUCUGAAAGGUACAUCGGCCAAUGUUUGUGGAUUUGGCCAUGUCGGUGAUUGCAAUCUCCAUCUGAACAUCUGGACACCUGGUCAGAAGUACAGCAGGGACAUGCUCAAGAACAUUGAACCAUUCGUCUACGAGUACACCAGCAAAUAUCGCGGCAGCAUCAGUGCCGAGCAUGGCAUUGGCGCCAAGAAGGUCAGCCAACUGCAUUUCUCCAAGACACACGAGUCCAUCGAGUUGAUGAGGAACCUCAAGAAUGCCAUGGACCCCAAUGGCAUCCUGAACCCUUACAAGGUGAUCCCUUCAUCACCAUCAUCAACAUAG
This is a messenger RNA of Acytostelium subglobosum LB1, 1689 nucleotides long. RefSeq lists its product as hypothetical. Gene Ontology annotation, cellular component: mitochondrion. The record is from RefSeq and is a predicted model, not a curated record. The transcript has 2 exons. Gene Ontology annotation, molecular function: catalytic activity; FAD binding. Lineage: Eukaryota; Evosea; Eumycetozoa; Acytosteliales; Acytosteliaceae. Bases 1 to 1689 code for a protein of 562 amino acids.